CUGAUUUCGGCGGCCAUCAGAGGAGAUGCCGACACGGUUAGGGGGCUCCUCGCAACCAAUAAAGUUGAUCCUGACUCCAGAGACAAAAGAGCUGGCCGGACGGCGCUCAGUUGGGCAACUGAGAAUGGUCACACUGAAGUCGUGAAGCUGCUUCUCGAUACGAACAAGGUCAAUGUGAACUCAGUGAACGGUGACGGAAGCACGCCGUUACAUUAUGCUUCGUUGAGGCAACAUGAUGAUAUUGUCAACCUGCUUCUUGAUACGAAGGGCAUAGACGUUAACUUACAAGACGUCUACGGGUAUUCGCCGCUGCAUUUGUCCUCCAGAAGGGGAUAUGAGGCCAUCGUACAACUACUGCUG
This is a messenger RNA of Trichoderma harzianum CBS 226.95, 360 nucleotides long. RefSeq lists its product as hypothetical. The record is from RefSeq and is a predicted model, not a curated record. NCBI's taxonomy places the organism in Eukaryota, Fungi, Ascomycota, Sordariomycetes, Hypocreales, Hypocreaceae. Gene Ontology annotation, molecular function: protein binding. The annotation marks the transcript as partial. The transcript has a single exon.